AUGGCAUCUCAAAACCUACUGAAUGACUGGGAGUUAGGUACACCCCACCCACCUCAGAAAAGAGCAAUGGCAAGUUUUGAUGCUCUCACCAUUAGCGCGAGGCAAUUGAUAAGCCUGCUCCACGACGGAAUUUUGAAUAGUGUGCAACUGGUCGAGCGAUACCUCGAACAGAUUGAGAGGCAUGAAGCUUAUCUACAUGCCCUAAUAUCAGUAGCACCUAAGGAGAGUCUACGAGCCAUUGCAGCUAAACUGGACGAAGAACAUGCCAAGGGAAGGCUGAGAAGUCCAUUGCAUGGGAUUCCAAUCAUUAUCAAGGUAGGACCUGUGAAUCCAAAAGGCCCAGAUAUCUUACGGUCUUUCCCAACUCUAAUUCCUGAUGACAGGGGCAAGGAUCUCCCUAGCGGCUGGUCUGCCGUUGGAGGGCAAACCCAAUCGCCCUACGUUCGUGGAGGAGUUGUCCCAGGAGACUCUAAAGAUGGCCAUAGCAUGCCGUCGGGCUCAUCUUCCGGGUCAGCAUCUGCGGUAGCAGCUGGAUACGCACCCUUGUCCAUUGGGACUGAGACCAACGGGUCACUUGUUUGGCCCGCGAGCAGAUGUGCUCUCUAUUCCAUUAAACCGACCAUUGGACUCAUUUCCCAACAAGGCAUCGUUCCAGUAUCGAACACAUGUGACUCCGCAGGUCCUAUGGCUAAGUCACCGUAUGACUUGGCUUUGUUGAUGGAUGUACUUUUGGAGAAACCCCCAGAUAAUAGUUUCAUAUCAUCUUUAUCGCAAGAUUCUUGGUCAGACAUAUCCGUCGGAGUGCUAGACUACGAUAAGUGGUGGCAUGACGCUGGAUUUUUGAAGCCUGUAGAGGAAGCCACUCAGGAAAUGAAAUUCAAAUCCGAGGCUGAUAAUGGGUCCCAGUCUGCGGCAUUUCAGGUGGCGUAUGACAGUAUCCGUAAGACUGCUAAAAGAUUUGCUGAGAAUGUCCCUUUGGUAUCCCCGACAGAUUUUAGCCUUCAUGGCAUUGAUAGUCUUUCGGCAGUACUGCUAUCGGACUUUCCAGUUGAUUUUGAGCGAUACCUUGCUGAUCUUGAAUACGCCUCUCUGAAGGACUUUCACGAAUUAAAAAUCUUUAAAGCAGAUACCAAUUCGGAAGUGGAAUACCCACUAAAUCACAAUCAGGCCCGUAUCGAGGAUGCAACAUCAAUGAACCUCUCAGCCAGAGAAUAUGUUACCCAUCUACGAAAUAUCCGUGAAAUUGGAAGAACAAAUGGGAUUGACCGGAUUCUCAAAGAUUAUGAGAUUGAUGUCAUCAUUGGGCCAGCCGACAGCCAAAUGACAAAAAUUGCUGCUGCCGCCGGUUAUCCGAUUGCUUCACUGCCUCUCGGCUAUCUAAAAUACAACGGACGAGCUUUCGGAAUGCUUGCCAUUGCGUGUGCCAAUAACGAAGAAAAAUUGAUACAAGUCAUGGGAGCCUGGGACACUAUGUUCAAUCCUGUCAAGCCUCCGCCGCUUCUAAUUGAGGGCUUAUGA
This is a messenger RNA of Talaromyces stipitatus ATCC 10500, 1518 nucleotides long. Its product is annotated as glutamyl-tRNA(gln) amidotransferase subunit A, putative. NCBI's taxonomy places the organism in Eukaryota, Fungi, Ascomycota, Eurotiomycetes, Eurotiales, Trichocomaceae. Bases 1 to 1518 code for a protein of 505 amino acids. The transcript has 7 exons. The record is from RefSeq and is a predicted model, not a curated record.